This is a messenger RNA of Cydia amplana, 1417 nucleotides long. RefSeq lists its product as uncharacterized. Gene Ontology annotation, cellular component: neuron projection. NCBI's taxonomy places the organism in Eukaryota, Metazoa, Arthropoda, Insecta, Lepidoptera, Tortricidae. Bases 146 to 868 code for a protein of 240 amino acids. The transcript has 5 exons. Gene Ontology annotation, biological process: G protein-coupled receptor signaling pathway. The record is from RefSeq and is a predicted model, not a curated record.
AGAUCACACUUCAGAGUGUCUUAGCCAUCUAAUAAAUAACAAGCUUGCUCACCUAAAAGUGAUUCUUAGUGAACGGUGUAAAGCAGUGUAAAUAAAAUUCAAUGAAACCGUGAUUUGCCUGUGAAAGAAGAUACCCACCGGCAAAAUGUUGCCCGUACCUCAAGACCGAAUGUCGGGGCGCCGGAGCAGCUCCAUCGUGAGCCGCACGCUGCUCGGCCGCCGCGCGUCCGUGUACGCUACCGGCAACCAUCAAGACCCCGCCAAGCUAAUAACGGAGAUCAACGUGCAGCUGGCGUUGUUCCGGGACCUGCUGAUCCACUUCGGGCAGCCGCCCGACUGCCCGGAGCUGCGCGAGCGCGUGCGCCGCCUGCGCCGCGCCUGCGUCGAGGCCACCAAACAGACCAGCCAGCUCGUGCUGCCCAACUGCAAGAAGUCUACGAGCGAGGGAUGCGUGGAGCAGCCCCAGCUGGUGCUGCUGUACUUCAUGGCGCAGCUGCUGCUGCGGGAGCUGGCCAAGUGCCACCGGCUCGUGCAGCUCGUGCCCAUGGAUAUGACAUCCUACUACGAAAACCGCGCCGGCCCGUCCAAUUUUGGGAACGUGAUCAGUCAGAUCCUACUGUGCAAACAAAUCACGCCAGACUUCAACCAGGAGGAGCUCUGCAGCAUCGCCAAAGACACACAGGAGAUCACCAGGAUAGUCACCGACAUCCAGGAGUACCUGCCUCAGCAUGAGAACCUCAACCACUUAGAGACCACCGUCGCGUUGAAAGGAGAAGAAAUGACCGGGCUGUGGCGGAACAAACGAAGAGGCUCACUGUAUAAAAGCAUGGGGGUGCUCUGUUGCGUGUCACGACCGAACUACCUCUGAGGGUGACGCGUCUCGCCCCCGAGGCGGCUCGACUAACCGACUUCAAUGUAGCUCAAACACACACAACAAGUGCAAGGUGCCUACCAGUCACAAUAACUCAAGUGUUCAAAAGCAGUGUGUGUACGGAGUGCCGUACGCUCAGGGAAACGUUACGAGUGCGUGUGAUGUGUACAGAUUAGACAAUGAAGGGGUCCAUUAUUAUUGUCUAAUUAAUAGACGAGAUAGCGUAGAGGAACAUGAGGUGGAUUAAACUUCUCAUAAAUUAUGUAAAUCACAAUUCAUAGGUAGAGAUCAUCGCGCACGGUAGAUCAAUUAUAAACGUUUCUGUAUCGUGUAGUCUAAGUAAAGUAAAUAAUAUAUAACAGAUAGACGGAUUUAAUUAAUUAAAUAUCGUGAAUUGCCUGGAAUGGGAUCAACUGUUGCGUUUAAGUAGAAUAGAUUUAAAAUAUUCAAUGCUUUUUGCACAAAAAUUAUAUUUUACCUGCUAAAUAUCUCAUUUCGAUUAUACAUAGAUAAUUGUAUUCAAAUUGAUAUAGAAAACGACGACUC